Messenger RNA from Symbiodinium sp. CCMP2456, 603 nucleotides. Lineage: Eukaryota; Dinophyceae; Suessiales; Symbiodiniaceae. The record is from the annotation of a GenBank genome assembly.
AUGCAGACCGGCACCAUCAAGUCUUACAAUCCUCACAAGGGUUGGGGGUUCAUUGAGUGCAAUGGACAAGACACCUUUGUGAACAAGAAGGAUCUGAAAGGCUAUUGUCCAUCAAAGGGGAAUCAGGUGCAGUUUGAGGUGACCCAGUCUGAGAAGGGAGCCCAGGCCACGAACGUGACAGUCCUCGGUUCUCCGGAAGAGCUCAGCUACUUCGGGCAGAUCAAGAGCUUCAACCCCAACAAGGGUUAUGGCUUCAUAACUUGCGAGGCCUUUCCGGGCAAAGACAUCUUCGUGCUGAAGUCGGAGCUUCCGGCAGGCUACGGACCCAUAGGUGGCCAGUGCAAGUUCAAGGUGCAGGAGGAAGGAAAAGGACCCUCAGCAAGGGACGUGAUGCUCCUCGGCUCAGCAGGCCAGCAGGCACAGCAGAUGAGCUCCAUGACAUAUGCUGAUCCGGGCUAUGGCAAAGGCUGGGACAAAGGCUGGGGGAAGGGUGGUUGGGAUUAUUGGGACAUGGCCGGAAAAGGCGGCUACGGAGGCUACGAUCCCUGGAUGGGAAUGAUUCCCCCACCUUGGAAAGGAUAUGGCAAAGGCUAUGGUUGGUGA